Messenger RNA from Cladophialophora carrionii CBS 160.54, 1377 nucleotides. RefSeq lists its product as uncharacterized. The record is from RefSeq and is a predicted model, not a curated record. The transcript is spliced from 2 exons. Bases 1 to 1377 code for a protein of 458 amino acids. NCBI's taxonomy places the organism in Eukaryota, Fungi, Ascomycota, Eurotiomycetes, Chaetothyriales, Herpotrichiellaceae.
AUGCCGCUCCCAGAGAAAUCAACCCUCCGUCGCAACGAAAUAGACACCUCCAUCCCAACCGACUCACCACCAUCCUACGAAAACACAAUCCUCCCAGCCUCAAACCCAUGGACAGACACUCCGACUCUAUCAGCACAGACUCCCACCCACCAAUUACAACAUCAACAUCAACCACAAAUACAGCCACAACCACCACCACCACCGGCACCUGUCCCGUCUCAGAACCCCCUCUCCGCCCUUUCCCGCCUAACCACCGUCCCGUUCUCCAAAUACCGCGUCCGAGACUCCAAGCUCUCCGACGACCAAACCGCGCUGACGACAACAAGCCCCGACCUCACGUCCAGCAGCUCAAACGCCACGACCGCGGCGCAAGUCCAACGGAACGUCACAAAGUUCAUCGCCGAGCAGGCUUCCCUCCCGCCCAAACCCAUCAUGAUCAUCCGGGGCACGCAUCUCGGAAGCGGGACGCAGCACGGGUCCACGAUCGUGGAUUUCGAGCUCAAAUUCAACCUGACGAGUUUGUUGGACUUGGGUGUGGAUGUGAAUGGGAGGGUGAACUCAAAUCCCUGUUCGAAUGGCAUUGACACCGGUCCUGUCGAUGAGCACGCCAACACCCACACCAGCAGCACAGGUGGCCGAAGUGUUGUAGCGCCCUGGAAAUUGAAAGUCAAGCGCUACCAACCCGGCUCGACCAACGGAUCACCCAAGCAACUGAGCAGAGAAGAAAAGGACAUGGCCCCCUUGGAGCUAUGGGCCAAGAAGUUCUGCGAAGACAAAGCAGAGAACCGCAGCUUCACCCUCACCCGCCAGUGUCCUUCCCUCCCUACCGCCCUUUUAGAAGGCCACGCCCGCAACCUCCUAGCCAGCACGAAAUACCGGGGCACCCUCACCGUGACGUUUCCCACGCACCACUCCAGCGUGACCAUCCUGCGCAAGUCCUCAAACUGGUUCACCAACAUGCUCCGUCUGUACCCGACGAAGAAGUACGAGGUCGUCAGCGUGGAGUGGCCCAUCAUCGGCGUGACCAACGCGAACGCGGGUCUCCCCAGUAAAGGCAAAGCUAGUGGCGCCCGCCCCGCCCUCCACCGGAACGAUACCAACGUGUCCGUGAUUUCGGAGUCGGAAUUACACCCGGAAGCGGAACCCCCGUCGUCGUCGGCGUCGAGCACGUCCUCUCACAAUCAGAGUGGCUCGGGCUCGACGACGGACACGGCGGCGGCGGUGGCGCAGGCGUGGUGGCGCGAAUGGCAUGUUGCCGUGCGGAAUGCCGUCUUGUCCGGCCGCAAGGGCUGGGUCACCGUGGAAGAUUGGAUCGAGGCCAAGACCGGAGUGCGCGAGAAGGAGCGCUUGAAGGAGUGGGGCGUCGAUUAUGAGUGA